Molecule: messenger RNA, 1398 nt
Organism: Cuscuta campestris
Lineage: Eukaryota; Viridiplantae; Streptophyta; Magnoliopsida; Solanales; Convolvulaceae
Source: the annotation of a GenBank genome assembly
CUAAAAAUAGCACUACCAAAUGACAAAAUAUAUUAGGUCCUCAAACCUGCCAGAAAUCAUCUCUGCCUCUCUGGCAGCUCCCAAUAUUGUCACCUGUCAACUAUCCGAGGGAUCAUGGCUAUGGAGUUGGUGAAGAUGCCAUUGGUUGUUCUGGGCACACUCUCUAUGGUGCUUGUGCUAGCUAAGAGCAUCGAGUUCACAGAUGGCGACUUGGCUUCUGAAGAGAGCCUGUGGGAUCUGUAUGAGAGAUGGAGGAGCCACCACACUGUGUCCAGAGACUUGGAUGAGAAACAGAAACGUUUCAAUGUCUUCAAGGCGAACGUGAUGCACAUCCACAAGGUGAACAAGAUGAACAGGCCUUACAAGCUCAAACUGAACGGCUUUGCUGACAUGACAAACCAUGAGUUCAGGAGUGCUUACAGUUCCAAAGUCAGACAUCAUAGGAUGCUCCAUGGCACCAGAGCUUCAACUGGAUUUAUGUAUGCGGAUGUUGAAAACCUCCCAACCUCUGUUGAUUGGAGGACGAAAGGAGCAGUGACGCCUAUAAAAAAUCAAGGAAAAUGCGGUAGCUGCUGGGCUUUUUCGACCGUAGUAGGGGUCGAAGGAAUCAACAAGAUCAAGACUGGACAGCUGGUUUCUUUGUCUGAACAAGAGCUUGUUGAUUGUGAAAAGGACAAUGAUGGCUGCGAUGGAGGACUUAUGGACAAAGCGUAUGAGUUCAUCAAGAAGAAAGGUGGAAUAACAACAGAGAGGCAAUACCCUUACAUUGCAAGGGGUGAGAAAUGUGAUUCAUCAAAGAUGAACACUCCUAUUGUUACAAUUGAUGGGCAUGAAAACAUUCCAGAAAACGACGAAAAUGCUUUGAUGAAAGCUGUUGCUAACCAGCCAGUAUCUGUUGCCAUAGAUGCCAGUGGUUCUGAUUUGCAAUUCUACUCUGAGGGAGUGUUCAACGGACAGUGUGGAACUGAGCUAGACCAUGGAGUUGCAAUUGUUGGCUAUGGAGCAACGCAUGACGGUACAAAGUACUGGAUAGUGAAGAAUUCAUGGGGGACUGGUUGGGGAGAGCAAGGUUAUGUUCGGAUGGAACGUGGGGUACAUGCCGAGGAGGGACUUUGUGGCAUAGCCAUAGAAGCCUCUUACCCCAUCAAGAAAUCAUCCUCGGGGUACCCCAAAGAUGGGACACCCAAGGAUGAACUCUAGGACCAGGUCCUCCAUACUGUGCUGAAAUGAAUGUUUUGUGUGUAAACUUCCAAGACUCCAUUUCCUUUUUCUUCUAAAGUGGCUAUUGAGUUUAGCUGUGUGUGGAAUAAAUAAUCUCUUCUUUAAUGGCUCUUGUGUGUGUUGUACUUUUAUUAUACCCAACCCUUCAAGGAAAUGAUAUAAACUGCAGUCGUUUUG